UCAAAAGCCACAAGCAUCUCCCUCAUAUCAUAGCAGCUGCCCCUCCGUCCCUUCUGCCUCCACGCCAAUCGAUGUCCCAUCCCCAAGAUGCAGCGUGACCCGAGGGCAUCGCAGGCGUCGACUGUGGCCGCUGAGGAGGAUGAGCACGAGGACGUCGACGACAAGAUAGAGAAGAGCGGCUGCGGCAAGGAAUACGAAAAGCUCGACGACUGCAUGGUCGACAACGACCGGUAGGUGGGACACACACCGCAUGACAUGGCAAAUGGAUAGAUAGAUCUGACACAUAUGGAUGUGUGGAUGCGUGUGUGUGUGGUUUCAUUCAGUGACUGGCGUAAGUGUCAGCGUGAGCUGGCUGUGUUCAAGCAGUGCUUCGACAAGAAACAGUUGGAGAAAGAGAAGACACAGCAGCCCCAACAACAGCAACAGCAACAGCAGCAACAGCAACAGCAACAGCAGCAGCAAGCGGCACACAAGUGA
Messenger RNA from Vitrella brassicaformis, 477 nucleotides. Lineage: Eukaryota; Vitrellaceae. The record is from the annotation of a GenBank genome assembly.